Molecule: messenger RNA, 832 nt
Organism: Hyaena hyaena (striped hyena)
Lineage: Eukaryota; Metazoa; Chordata; Mammalia; Carnivora; Hyaenidae
Gene: CUNH22orf23
Product: chromosome unknown C22orf23 homolog
Exons: 7
Coding region: 152-832 (226 amino acids)
Source: RefSeq, a predicted model, not a curated record
CGGAGCCGCUGGGGGCGGGCUCUAGUCGCUGAGCCUUGGAGGGUUUUGUGCUGGGGUUCUGGCGCCGUGCAGCUGCGGAGCCGCGGUUACACCCCAGCCGUUCCCUGUGAGGACGAGGCACCCGCCGGGGUCUUACGUCAGGGGCCCUUCCAUGGCUUCCCAGGAAAGGGUGAAGGCAGUGACCAAAGGAACAGGGUUCUGGCGCUGCCCCAGGCCAGCCACUUACACCCCCGGGACCUACGAGCUGCUCAGAGUGAUGAUGAAGGAAUCCAAACUGACCAACUUCCAACAGCGCCACAUCAUGGACACCAUGAAAAGAGGAGAUACUCUGCCCCUACAGUGCAGCCCGACGUCCAGCCAGAGGGUCUUGCCUUCCAAGCAGCCAGCCUCUGCCAUCUACCUGCCCCCCAUCCUGGCGGCCCGGCCCCACCUCCGGCCUGCCAGGGUGUGCCAAGCCGGCGGGGCCUACAGCCGGGAGCCUUUCAAGCCUCAAGCCACCCGAGAUCUGGAGAAGGAGAAGCGAAGACUCCAGAACAUUUUUGCCACUGGGAAGGACUCCGAGGAACAGAAAAGGAAGCCCCCUCCUGUGCGACAGGAGGUCCCUGCCCCUGAGCUGGACCGGUUUGAAGAACUGGUAAAGGAAAUCCAGGACAGGAAAGAAUUCCUGGCUGACAUGGAGGCGCUGGGACAGGCCAGAGAGUACCGAGGGAUCAUCCUUGCUGAGAUCUCCCAGAAACUGCGGGAAAUGGAAGACAUUGACCACAGGAGGAGCGAGGAACUUAGGAAGGCGCUGGCCACCCUUGAUCUGUCUCGAGAGAGAGGGGCAGAGUAG